Messenger RNA from Symsagittifera roscoffensis, 4493 nucleotides. Its product is annotated as serine/threonine-protein kinase 36-like. NCBI's taxonomy places the organism in Eukaryota, Metazoa, Xenacoelomorpha, Acoela, Convolutidae. Gene Ontology annotation, molecular function: ATP binding; protein kinase activity; protein binding. Gene Ontology annotation, biological process: protein phosphorylation. The coding region runs from base 58 to 4401 and encodes 1447 amino acids. The transcript is spliced from 28 exons. Gene Ontology annotation, cellular component: cytoplasm. The record is from RefSeq and is a predicted model, not a curated record.
GAUAAACUUAUUAAAUAGAGUUUGAAUGUCUUGAUAAUAAAAAAUCAAAACGCGAGAAUGGACGGUUAUCACGUGUUAGAGUUAAUAGGAGAAGGCUCGUUUGGAAAAGUCUACAAGGGUCGCAAAAAGUUUUGCGGACAGGUGGUGGCCAUGAAGUUCAUCAGCAAAAUCGGACGGACGGAGAAAGAGCUGCGUACCCUGAGGAGAGAGAUCGAGAUUAUGAAGUCAAUGCACCACGAUAACAUAGUCGAAAUGAUAGACACCUUCGAGACCCAGAACGAGGUAUGUGCCGUGACUGACUUUGCCGAGGGAGAACUAUUUCAAGUUCUUGAAGAUGACGGGACGCUACCAGAAGAGCAGGUUCAAUCAAUUGCUAGUCAGCUGGUGUCGGCGUUGUUCUAUCUACACUCACACAGGGUCAUUCACCGGGACAUGAAGCCGCAGAACAUCCUUCUCGGACGCUCUGGGCAAGUCAAGCUGUGCGACUUUGGAUUUGCCCGUGCGAUGAGCAGUAACACGUUGGUGCUGACGUCAAUCAAAGGCACUCCCUUGUAUAUGUCCCCUGAACUUGUGGAGGAGAGACCGUAUGAUCAUACAUCUGAUCUAUGGUCACUAGGAUGCAUUCUCUAUGAGUUGUUUGUGGGCCAGCCUCCUUUCUACACAAACAGCAUUUUCCAGUUGAUCAACCUCAUCGUGAAAGAUCCCGUAAAGUGGCCCAAGAAUAUGAGUUCCGUGUUUAAGGAUUUCCUGCAAGGACUGUUGACCAAGGAUCCCAGAAAGAGACUCGCGUGGCCACAUCUGCUAAAUCACCCCUUCGUCAAAAACCACGUCAAUGUUCGGGAGUCAAUCAACGUGGCACCGGAGCCCUUUACAAAAGAACUGAGCUCAGAGAUGCAGGAGGCACGAGAAGCGGCCAUUCGAGACUACAUGGGAAAACACAAGGGGGCUCCGAGGAAACUCAUCAACAAGGCCAGACAGAAAAUGAAGGAGGCUGGCGUUGUUCCGGAGGAGGUGCCGGAUAAAGAGGCAAAGCCGGAUGAUGUUCCGCAGCUUCCGAAGGACUCUAUGGAAGAGAAGAAUGUAGAAAAUGGGCAGCCGGAUACGGCUGAUGCAGCAGAUGGGGAGCUAAAGGAAUUAGGAAAACAGAAGACAGUGCCUGCCGGAAAUAACGCUGGUACUAAGCCCAUCGAAGUGGAAAGUGUUAAGCUUCCUGAGCUGAAUCUAGAACAGAAGAGUAACCCCAAAUCAAAAGACACCUGGACAGACUUGAUGGAGCUAACGAACCCCUCAAAUGAAGCAGAGUAUACUUUGGAAGAUGUUCUAUCCCACCUGUCGAAAGCGCGCGAGGAUAUUGAGAAUACGUUCUUGAUGACAGAAAAAGUGGACUGGGAUGAUGAAAAGAGCGUCCAUGUGGUGAAAUUUUCACUCAGAGUCACGACCAAUGUUCUAAACACAAACAUGGAUUCUGCGGACGUGAACUCAUUUGUGAAGGCCCUGCAGAUCCCCAGCUACCACCUUGUGUUAAUGGGCAAAGUACUGGAAGCAGCGGGAGAUUCAAAGAAUGAAGAGGUGGUGUCAUCCGUGUUGACUGAACUGCUGACAGUGUUUGCAUCUUUUCUCACUGUGGACGUGUCUGGAAGUGAGGAGAGCCUGAAUGAUCUGGUAGCAGAAGGCGGCCUCCAGUUCCUAUCUCUCCUCCCACAACUGCUCAAUAGUCACCCCCUCCUGGCUGACUCACUGAAAGUGCACUUGCAGGUGUUAUAUUGCGUGAUGUACUUGAUGGAAAGUGUGCACAAGCUACUGUCCCACGAGAAGGCAAUCUCUUUUCUCUCUGAGUGCUGCAGGGCAAUGAAGCAGGCCGACUCAGACUCGCACUCGGAGCUUCCUCUGGCCCUGUCAUUACUCUCAUGCAUUAAAGAUCCGAAGGGAAUGGUGGCACAGCUGCAGAUAAGAAAUCAAGAGCAGGAGGAGAAGUGUGUGCAUUAUGUGGGGGUGGUAAUAGCCUGUCUGGGUAGUUUCGUCUACAACAACAUAUCAGAAGACCAUUUUGGACCAGUCAAGAGAAAAAUGAGUGUUAUCUUUGUGAACGAAUUGCUCACGGAGAAAUGCGAAAGUCAGUUGAGGAUACUAAUUGAACAGUGCAGUUCAGUUGUGCAUGCGGAGAAUGCAUUGAAAGUGGUCUAUGCCCUGUGUCAGAACUCGACCUCAUUCUGUGAAACGGCAGUGGCACUGGGAGUGAUUGAGACGGCAGUCAUGAUCAUCACUGGACAGAUUGAGUUGAAUGAAGUCAUUGUGAAUUCUGCUAUCGAGCUGAGUCUUCACACUCUGACUACCAUCAUCCUUCAGUUGGAGACAGUUCCUGACCAACUGCAGAUGGCCAAUGAUUCAGUGUCCAAGUUCUACGUAGAAAGUCAGAUCGCCAUUCAUUCGGCAUGUGCUGCCCUGCUUGUGAGUCAGAUGCUGUCGUUUGGGGUGGGAAUAGAGAUGCACCCUGAGGACCUUUUAGAGGCCAGUCUGUGUGUGUUGACUGACUUGGAGGGUGUCUAUAUUAAGUUCCCCUUCGACUAUGGAAUACUGGAUGGGCUACUCAUCCUACUCAACCAUUACAUCACAUCCGGCGACGCAUCAUCCAUCCGCUCGAUGAUUCAAAUCGGAGUGUGGGUCACGUGCUGGCAGAGGAUGUCACAAUGUCUAAACAUAGCCACAGACGAGGACUCCGUUGAAUCUCAGCAGCAGAAUCAGGAGUUCACGUCUAAGACAGGUGCUAAUCUGAAUGGGACAUUUUCAAAAACUACCACCACGCAUUCUGCUGAGAGUGGUUGUGUGAUGAAGCAAGAACCAGUCUGGGCAUUAGUGUCUCCGAGAGGAAUUGUGGCUAUUCUGCAGCUGGCAUCAGUCGUUUUUUCGCAGGAGCCAUUCGAGUGUGCCUCGAUGUUUGCGGACGAGGAUAACGUUCUAGUCCAGUGUCUGUUCUCCCUCAUCUCUAAGCCCUUCUUCGAGUACCUCCACUGCAGCACCUUCUCCUCCCAAGACACAGAACAGCAGGCCAAUCUGUCCCUGUCUACAGCUGUGUUUCCAGUGGCACAUGUGGCCCACAAGAUGAGUGUGGAUAUUCUGCAACUGUUCUGUCUCCCAUUUGCUGUCCACAAUGACCAUGUGUUGACACAAGUGUGCGCAAUUGCGGCUAGCCAUGAUUUCUUUGGGUCAUUGAUUCACUGCAUGACUCAAACUCUGAAUGACGAGGAUCUCGAGAUACCCGUUGGCUUACUAUCUCAGCUGGUGCUCACAGAUGAGUUCUUUCUGGAGAAGUUCGUCGCCACUUUCGCAGCUAACUCUGAGCUGGAAUUAUUUUUGCAAUCUUGUCUGGGAGCUUGUCUGACCACCAGUUCCAAUGCAACUCCAGACCCGGAUGCCAAUGAUGUGCCCCAUGAAGGGAAUGGAGUGAAAAAUGCACUGGUGUCGAGUAAUGAACAAGUCUCUGCUGAUAUUUUGGCCAUACUGGCUCAUACUACUCGAUCAUCUGCAAACAGCUACAUCGAGUUCACAAACAAAAUCAUCCAGGGUCCCAAAGGCGACUACCACACACUGAAAGAGUUGAUGGUUCGCGAUGAUCUGAAUGUGGUCUUGGCCUCCAGAUCUUGUGCCUUAUUGGGCAACAUGAUGAAGUACAAGAGUGACUUCUCUUUAGUGCUGAAGAAACACCCUCCUCUGUUGGAUAGCAUAGUGCGCUGUCUUCAGAACGAGGACUCAAAUGUCAGAAAAAGUGCAGUAUAUGUGACUGGUAACGCAGUGUUCCACACUCAGGAACUGUAUGGCCUAGUAUCGUGUGCAAUUCCCCAUCUAGUUAAUCUGCUUAAGGACACCUUCGCCAAAACACGCAUCAGUGCAGCAGCCGCUCUGGGCAAUCUCUGUCGUCAUUCUGGAGUGCUGGCCAAUCACAUGCUGAAAAGCAAUGCAAUCUCACUGUUGAUUGAAGCUAGUGUUUCUGAUGCAAACUUUGCUGUCCGAGAGAGCUCUUUGACUGCUUUAAGGAUAAUGUCCUCCCAACAGUCUUUACUCGAGGAAAUGAAAAAAAAUGAUUUCAAAUCAAAGCUCAAAAAACUGCAGCAUGAAGUGACAACAGAGGAAAAGCGAGCUCGACUGUCAUCCAAAAAUUCCUUAACUACAGAUCGUAAUGCUUCUUCGCGCGUCCAAAGUGCCUUCACGCGAGAUCCGAGUAGCCUGGGAAGCGCAAGAAUAGACACGAGCAGACCUUUGACCUCUGUUGGCGGCCAGAAUGCGGUUAAAAUUGCGACUAGCUUAGGCCAUAUAAUUCCCCAUUCAGCUCCAACUACAGCAAAGCCACUUCCUGUUCAGAUCUCUAGCCACUGUAACGUCUUGAUGAGUCUUCUCAAUAACUGAAAUGAGACAAUUACUCUAGGUUUAUUUCAGUAUGUGUUUAAUUUUGUUCAAGUUUAUGCCUGAUGUAAAUGUGUAUAAAUGUUAAAUAGAAA